AUGAAUAUACCAGCUAUAAGAAAUGAUCUCAUGGCAGUAAAUAUGGGUCCCCACCACCCAUCAAUGCAUGGUGUUCUUCGACUCAUUGUUACUCUAGAUGGUGAAGAUGAUAUUGACUGUGAACCAAUAUUGGGCUAUCUACAUCGAGGGAUGGAAAAAAUUGCAGAAAAUGGAACAAUUAUACAGUAUCUACCGUAUGUAAUGCGUUGGGAUUAUUUAGCUACUAUGUUCGAAGAAGCAAUAACAGUAAAUGGCCUGAAGCAGUUGGGAAAUAUUCAAGUGCCUAAAAGAAUAUCAUUAUGGGAGAAGUUGAUCGUUGAAAUGAUAAUUGAUAUGACAGAAGUACAGAAUUAUAUGAGCCCUUAUUCCUAUUUUUACUCUUGUAUUGGAAUCACAAUACACGUACUGGUAAUUGUAUGGUUAGAAAGAGAAAUAUACGUAGGACUGCAGCAACGUAUUGGACCUGAAUACACCGACCCUUUGGGAGUUCUUCAAGCUCUAGCAGAUGGGAUAAAACUUCUUUUCAAAGAAAAUCUUCUUCCAUCGAGAGGAGAUACUCGUUUAUUCAGUAUCGGAUUGUCCAUAGCAGUCAUAUCAAUUUUAGUAAGCUAUUCAGUAGUUCCUUUUGGCUAUCACCUUGUUUUAGCGGAUCUCAAUAUCGGUGUUUUUUUUUUUUUUUUUUUAUGGAUUGCCAUUUUCAGUAUUGCUCCUAUUGGACUUCUUAUGUCAGGAUACGGGUCAAAUAAUAAAUAUUCCUUUUUAGGCGGUCUACGAGCUGCUGCUCAAUCAAUUAGUUAUGAAAUACCAUUAACUUUAUGUGUGAUAUCAAUAUCUCUACGAUUAUCUAAUAGUUCAAGUACAGUUGAUAUAGUUGAGGUGCAAUCAAAAUAUGGUUUUUGGGGAUGGAAUUUGUGGUGUCAACCUAUAGGGUUUAUUGUUUUUCUAAUUUCUUCCCUAGCAGAAUGUGAGAGAUUGCCUUUUGAUUUACCAGAAGCGGAAGAAGAAUUAGUAGCAGGGUAUCAAACCGAAUAUUUGGGGAUAAAAUUUUGUUUAUUUUAUGUUGCUUCUUAUGUAAACGUAUUAGUUUCGUCAUUAUUUGUAACAGUUCUUUACGCGGACAGUUGGAAUAUCUCUAUUCCGUAUAUAUUUGUUUCGGAGCUUUUUGAAAUAAAUCAAUAUGAGGUUUUUGUGGCGACAAUUGGUAUCUUUAUUACAUUAGCUAAAAUUUAUUUAUUUUUGUUCAUUCCUACCGCAACAAGAUGGACUUUACCUAGGCUAAGAAUGGACCAACUGUGGAAUCUUGGAUGGAAGUUUCUUUUACCUAUUUCUCUUAGUAAUGUAUUAUUAACAACUUCUUUCCAGCUCUUUUCACUGUAA
This is a messenger RNA of Ziziphus jujuba (common jujube), 1377 nucleotides long. Its product is annotated as NAD(P)H-quinone oxidoreductase subunit 1, chloroplastic. Lineage: Eukaryota; Viridiplantae; Streptophyta; Magnoliopsida; Rosales; Rhamnaceae. Gene Ontology annotation, cellular component: membrane. The record is from RefSeq and is a predicted model, not a curated record. Gene Ontology annotation, biological process: aerobic respiration. Gene Ontology annotation, molecular function: NADH dehydrogenase activity.